Messenger RNA from Medicago truncatula (barrel medic), 2157 nucleotides. Its product is annotated as probable L-type lectin-domain containing receptor kinase S.5. Bases 110 to 2086 code for a protein of 658 amino acids. Gene Ontology annotation, biological process: protein phosphorylation. NCBI's taxonomy places the organism in Eukaryota, Viridiplantae, Streptophyta, Magnoliopsida, Fabales, Fabaceae. The transcript has a single exon. The record is from RefSeq and is a predicted model, not a curated record. Gene Ontology annotation, molecular function: carbohydrate binding; ATP binding; protein kinase activity.
UUUAAAAGCUAGAUUUAUAGCCUUCAAUUAAAUCUCUUAUUGGUGAAAUUAUCACAAAUCCUCCAAAUUGAGACCAUUCUUGUCUCUUUAAUUCCCUAUCAAUAAAAACAUGGUGAACUUGUCUUUGCUGCUCAAAUAUCAAUCAUUAGCAAUCAUAUUCACUAUCAUAGCCUUAACCAAAGUUAAUUCCUUUUAUUUCAAUUUCCCAACCUUCCAACAAAGUGAUAGAUCAACCAACUUUCUACUAAGCAAAUACUCAAACAUAUACAAAGAUGAUAUCCAAGUAACCCCAGAUAAUCGCGGUAGUCCAAUAUCAAAUUAUUCUGGACGUGCUUUUUACAAAAAGCCAUACACACUUUGGAAGAAAAACAAACUUUCUUCUUUCAACACAACUUUUGUUCUCAACAUAAGUCCUGUAACUUCCCCUCGUGGAGAAGGCAUAGCCUUUAUCUUAACUUCAGAUACAACUCUCCCCGACGAAAGUGAUAACACAACUGCAAAUCCUAAUUCUCCAGAUGGAAUUCUUGCCGUGGAGUUCAAUACACGACAAAGUUCCACACAAGAUCGUCCUGACAACCUUGUUGGAAUCAAUAUAAACAGUAUCUUUGGUUUGAAACAAGCAUCAUUGGAAAACACUAAGGUCAAUCUUUCAUCUGGUUUAGAUGUAACUAUGAGAAUUCAAUAUUCCAAUGAUAUAAUAUCUGUUUUUGGUUCAAUGAGUAAUUCAAAUGAUUCUAUGGAAACCCUUUUGGUAUCUCCACCUCUUAGUCUCGCUUCUUUUCUUAAACAAGAGGUUUAUGUCGGAUUCUCUGCUUCAACAAGCAAUACCACAGAGACAAACAGUGUAAGAGCAUGGGAAUUCAACGGGGUAGAUAUUGCAAAUAGUAAUAAGAAUAAUCUCUUGCAGAUUAUUUGGAUUAUAAUUCCAAUUGUGAUAAUCAUAGGUGUGUUGGUAUUUUUCUUGGUAUAUCGGAACGUGAAAAGAAGCAUGGAGAUUCAAGAAGAUACAUAUCCAAGGAUAGAGGAUCAAAUUCAGUACUCGUCAAUGGCACCAAAGAAAUAUCGACUAAAGGAAUUGAUGAAAGCAACAGGUGGAUUCAGCCAUCAGAACAAGCUUGGUGAAGGGGGAUUUGGAACUGUUUAUAAGGGAUUCCUUGGAAAAAACAAUAAAGAGAUAGCUGUGAAGAGAGUCUCGAAGAAUUCACGUCAAGGAAAGAAAGAAUUUAUAGCCGAAGUUACAACAAUUGGAAGCCUUCACCACAAAAACUUGGUGAAACUCAUUGGUUGGUGCUAUGAAAAUAAAGAGCUUCUCCUUGUUUAUGAGUUCAUGCCAAAUGGAAGCUUAGACAAAUACCUAUUUAAUAAAACAAGGGAAUUAGAGUUACAUUUUUCAAAAGUACUUGCUUGGAAAACAAGAAAUAGUGUGAUUGGUGACGUGGCGCAAGCAUUGGAUUAUCUUCACAAUGGUUGUGAAAAAAGGGUACUUCAUAGAGACAUUAAAGCAAGCAACAUAAUGUUAGAUUUUGAUUACGUUGCAAAAUUGGGUGAUUUUGGAUUGGCGCGAAUAGUACAAAUGAGAAAUGAAACUCAUCAUUCAACAAAGGAAAUUGCAGGAACACCGGGCUAUAUGGCACCGGAAAUAUUUUUAACCGGAAGAGCGACGGUUGAAACAGAUGUUUAUGCAUUUGGUGUACUUGUUUUGGAAGUUGUGUGUGGAAAAAGACCAAGAAAUAUGUAUGCACAAGAUGAUUAUAAAUACAGUAUUGUGUAUUGGGUUUGGGAACUUUAUGGAGAGGGAAAAAUAGUUAGUGCAGUUGAUGAUAGGAUAAGUAGUGAAGAGGAAGAAAUUGAAAAGGUUGAAAUUGUGCUUAUUCUUGGGUUGUCUUGUUGUCAUCCAAAUCCACAUGAAAGACCAUCAAUGAAAACUGUAUUGAUGGUUCUUAAUGGAGAAGCUUCUCCUCCAAUGGUUCCGAUUGAAAGACCGGCUUUUGUAUGGCCUGCUAUGCCUUCAUCUUUCAAACAAAAUGAGAAUGGUUCUCUUAUCAGUGGAACUCUCACUCCAUUCACUCAACUUGGUGGUAGAUAAAAAAAAUUAGAAAUCAAUUGUGUUCACCAAAACUAAGAAAUCACUUUUGUUUUCUAAUAUAUAUCAAUGCA